This is a messenger RNA of Anthostomella pinea, 471 nucleotides long. The record is from the annotation of a GenBank genome assembly. NCBI's taxonomy places the organism in Eukaryota, Fungi, Ascomycota, Sordariomycetes, Xylariales, Xylariaceae.
AUGGAGGAGAACACCCAGGCGACCCAACCGCAGCUCACCGAAUCUUCAACGGGCGACCAGAUGGAGGGAGUCAUCGAGAACAAUGAGACCGCCCAGCAGCACCCUAUAGACCCGAGUGAGUGGAACUGGCGCACUUGGCCCACAUCUCUGAUCCUCGUCAACCAGGGGGAGUCCGUAGGUUGGAAUGAGGAAAAGGACGACCCCCAGGAAUAUCUCCUAUACCUAGACGUCAUCCCGGGCUCUGACUCCCCGGAGCACGUCACCGACCCGACCAUCCCGCCGGCGGCCAUGAGCCCGAAUUCCUGCGAGUUCCACGAGCUUAACCACGACCGCAAGAUCGUCCUGGCCAAGCCGGCGUCCGUGUGUCUGGAUCGCUGCGUGAGCAACUCUUACCACCCGGAGCGCGGCGCCGUCGUGAUAAGCGACGACAUGCGCCUCGUCAGCGACGGCUACUGGCUGGUGUUCUUCUAG